AUGCUUGUGUUAUACAAAGUAUUCACCAAGAUCAUCCUCACGCGCAUAUUCAGGACGCUGGAUGAAGCCCAGCCUCAAGAACAAGCUGGAUUCCGUCAGGGAUUCAGCUGCUUGGACCACAUCCAGACCGUGUCGAGGGUCAAUGAGGUUUGCCGGGAAUAUCGCCUGCCCAUUGUUCUAACCUUCGUCGAUUAUGAGAAAGCCUUUGACAGCGUAGAAACGAAUGCAAUACUGUCAGCGCUGGUCGACCAAGGUGUGGACGCGUCGUAUGUGAGGACAUUAGCCAACUGCUACGAUCGAUGUACCACAAAGAUGCAGCUUUUCAACCACUCCCUCAACUUACUCAUUGGAAAGGGGGUACGACAAGGCGAUGCUAUAUCGUCGAAGCUGUUCACGGCUGCAUUGCAAUGGAUAAUGAAAUCACUUUCCUGGGAAGAAAGGGACAUACGUGUUGAUGGAAGAUUUCUCUCGAACCUUCGUUUCGCGGACAACAUCGGUCUCUUUUCGAGCAGUACCAAUGAAGCAGAAACGAUGCUCAACGAAUUGAACGAAGCAGGGAGGAGAAUAGGACUGCGAAUGAACAGAAAGAAGACACAGUUCAUGAAGAACGCCUACUGCGAGGACGGAGGAGUACAACUUGAAGGCUCCCAAAUCGUGAAAACUUCGUCAUACGUAUACCUCGGACUUUCUAUGAACAUGGAAAACGACUUGAAGGAAGAACUGAAUAGAAGAAUAAGAGCAGCAUGGGCAGCAUUCGCAGCCGUCGGGGAAGCUACGGACCAACUGACGGACCAAGAUCUUCGUGCCUAUCUGUUCGACUCGACAAUUCUUCUAGCGCUCUGUUACGCAGCGGAAACGUAG
Molecule: messenger RNA, 861 nt
Organism: Necator americanus (New World hookworm)
Lineage: Eukaryota; Metazoa; Nematoda; Chromadorea; Rhabditida; Ancylostomatidae
Exons: 1
Coding region: 1-861 (286 amino acids)
Source: RefSeq, a predicted model, not a curated record